AUGGAUGUCGAAGGCUUCCCAGAUCACCCGGUUUUCAGACAUCUUAUCAAGAAUGUGCCUUUGAACGAUGGCACUAUUAUACAUGACCCUAACCAUGGCAUCAUGGCUAACUAUGAUCGUUUUCUAAACGAUGUCCUCGAACUCCGACGUACCAUCCGUCAGCAGAUUCCAAAUCUUCUCGAUUCUAAUGGCAUCGUGCGUGACGACGGAGUAUACAUCUGCACCCUUGCGCCGGCGAGCUACGAGUUUUUUGUAGCUUGCUUCGCUAUCUGGGCGGUCGGGGCUGCAUUGUCGCCACUGGGUAUACCUUCUCACUCUAAUGAAUUAGAAGGUACCGCUGCCUCCGAAAUUCAGCGACAUAUGAAGAACCAAACCGGAAACGCGAUCAAUACAAUCGGUGUUGACCUCACUGUUCCGAUUCCACUCACAAAAUCCAAUUAUCACAUUGAUGAGCGUGCGGUACUUUCACCAGAUCGACCAUUUAUUCUUAUACUUACAUCGGGUACCACUGGACCCCCUAAAGGAGUUGUGCGUAAAAUGCCCGCGCUGGACCUUCGUGGUAUGUUGAGGGGUACAAAUGAAGAUCUCGCCCUGUGUCAUCGUGCCGUUCACUGGGGAUUUGGAGUCGGCCCUCCCGUAGCUAUGAUUAUGAAUGGGCUGUCCAUUUAUAUUGUCGAUGCAGACCCUAGCCCGGAACAGAUCUGGAACGUCAUUCGCGAGAAGAAACUAACCAUGGCAUAUGCCACAAAUUUGAUGUUCCUUCGUCUGAUGCAAUACUACAAUGAGAAUCUGGCCGGGCUGGAAGCUGAUAAGGUCGAAGAGUACAAAGAAGGAGCGAGGAAGCUCAGGUAUGUUGCCUGUGGUGGUGCGGUACCCAUGCCCUCCGUAGGGCAGUUUUGGAAAGACAUGCGUGGCGGUGACCCUAUCACCAUUCUCUUUGGAACAUCCGAAGCGGGUGGAGGGCUGGGCACGACUCCGGAAGGCUACGAUGUCACGAAGCGUGUUAUUGGCAAACCAUUGCCCGGUGUCCAGUUGAAGCUUUCGGAAGGUGACCAUGGCGAAUUGCUGAUUAAAAGUAAUGACCUGUUUGUUGGCUAUCUCGGUGACGAGAUCGCUACGAAGAACGCACUAGAUGCGAAUGGAUUCUACAAAACAGGAGACUUAGUGCACAUAGGGGAAGAUGGAAACUAUGUUAUCGAUGGUCGAGUUAAAGAGGACUUUGUUCUCUCGAGAUCUCUCAAAGUGGGGACUCUUGAACUCGAAGAUAGGUUGGCAGAACUUCCUUACACCUCGGAAGCGUCCGUUGUUGCUGUUCCAGACAUGGAGGUCUUGAACAGGGUAGCUGUUGUUGCACGCAUUAAGCCUUCAUUCCAAGGCGAAAGCACCAAUGGCACAGACCAGGGUGGAAUGCCUACGGACAUGCUAUUUAAAAUAAGACGGAACCUUACGGAGUUGAAUGUUGCUCUGUAUAAGCUCCCCACCCUUCUACGUAUUCUCCAAGACGACGAGAUCAUUCCACGCACAACUACCGAUAAGGUUAUUCGGAAGAAAGUUAUACAAGCGUUCUUCCCACAGUCUGCUGACUGCAAGGUAGAGGAUUUACCCAAGGAGGUGCUCGUUUGGGAUUUGAAGAAUGACAAAGAAGCUGAUUCAACUGGGUUGUGGGACUGGGCUGCGUCCCGGGAAUGA
Messenger RNA from Microsporum canis CBS 113480, 1689 nucleotides. RefSeq lists its product as hypothetical. The transcript has 5 exons. The record is from RefSeq and is a predicted model, not a curated record. Gene Ontology annotation, biological process: fatty acid metabolic process. The coding region runs from base 1 to 1689 and encodes 562 amino acids. Gene Ontology annotation, molecular function: medium-chain fatty acid-CoA ligase activity. NCBI's taxonomy places the organism in Eukaryota, Fungi, Ascomycota, Eurotiomycetes, Onygenales, Arthrodermataceae.